AGUAGAAAGUAGUACAGUGUUUUUGGUGAUCUGUGUCGGUCGCGUGUUUCUUUCAAUUUCCUGUUCUGUUUGUCCGUUGCGCUAAUAAUUUGGCAAUUUUCAAAUUUGAGUAAUCGGUGUCUUGUACGUUGAAAAGUGUAGUUUUUAAAGUAUUCGAACUGCAUCGUUGAAUUGAGGAAAAUGGAUGCAUUUUUUGGGUUUUGCCCCUGGUAUGUUGCGGCUCAAAUUGAGUUCCUCUUAGAAGCGGCCGUAAUGGCGCAGCUGCAGAAACGUGCUCUUCAGAACCCCAUGGACAGAUAUUUGCUUGAAUUCCUCAGCCGAACCGAGCACCUGCGACUGUCGGACGUUGUAGACUACCGGAACUACGUGAUCAAGAAGGGACCGUUUAUCAACGACAGUGUGGCACCGGAUCUACCGAAGGAUGACCGGAAGGCUGCCGCAGUGCGCCAAGUUGGCAAUCGAUUGUACCUGGAGAAGGAUUACCCUGCUGCCCUCGAAAAGUACAACGAGAGCAUCUGCUGGGCCGAAGGACCAAAUUCGGAGCAUUUGGGAAUCGGUUACGCUAAUCGAUCUGCUAUCUACUUCGACAUGGGCGAGUAUGAACUGAGUCUGGCAAACAUCGACCUGGCCAAAAAGCACAACUAUCCGCAACGGUUGAUGCCGAAGCUGGACGCUCGAGAACUGAACUGUAAGCAUAAGAUUGAAGGCGGCCACUCGAAGCGAGCGAAACCAUGUGCUAAGUUGGACAUAAAUGUUGAAGUUAACCCGUUGAGACCAUUCAUGGCAGCCGGCAUUGUUCAGAAGAUGAUCCCCGGAUAUGGACGAUCCGUGGUGGCCGAGCGUAACUUCAAGCCUGGCGAUGUGAUUCUGAACGAGAAAGCUAUGCUAACUGCAAUUAGCCCGGAAGUCAAGUACAAAAACUGUAACCAUUGUUCGAUGGAAAACUUCCACAGUUUGAUCCCUUGCCCGAAGUGCGAUUCGGUCAUGUUUUGUAGCAAAGAAUGCCUGGAGAAAGGCCUCAGGUACAGUCACCGGUUCGAAUGUGGCAUCACCGAGAAACUGCAUCAUUUUUCCCAAGGAGCCAGCCGUGUUCUCUUGGGAAUUAAAGCAUUUUUCUACGGACUGACGCUGUUCAAUGACAAUCUUAAGGAUAUGAUGUCUUUUUGCAAGAGAAAUGACCGAACUGGAGCUGAUCCGUUCACAUUGGACUACUCAAACUAUGACCCUCUGGAGGAAUUUAAGAUCUUUCAUAUGACAAAGCUUCCAACAGACGAAUUCAAGCACGAAGACGCGUUCCGCUUUUACGCCUCCGUUUAUUACUCGAUCUACAUCAGACAGCCCCUGGUGCGCUCGAUGUUCACUACCAAGGCCCAGAAGGACUUCUUCCUACGGUCCAUUCUGGACUACACGCGAAUCAUGAGAUUCCUGCUAAUUGAAUUCCAUACGAACUUGACAUCCCAGUUCUUUUCGAUUGCAUCAGUAUGCAACCAUUCGUGUGACCCGAACACGGCGGUCGUGAACUACUUUGGGAAGUUGAAGCUCAUCGCCAUUCGUCCCAUCGCGAUAGACGAACAGAUACUCGUUUCCUAUGGGUUACAUUCCAGGGUGCACUCGUAUGACGAACGCCAGGUAGCGUGUCGGAAGAUAAUGCACUUCAAAUGCUUGUGUGACGCAUGUGACGAACGGAAAAUGCGACGCAUUAGGGCCGCCGCUGGGAAUCUGCCGGCGGUUCCGAAUCACCAUAUCGUAAACUUGAAGAAGGUAUACGACGAUCCCGCAAUCAACGGAGCGGACAAAUUGAACAUGAUGCGUCAGUUCAUCGGACGGUACGUAUACGCCUACCCUCGGUACGAAUACGUUACCGCAUUGGACGUGUACAGGGAAUUGCUGGACAGCACGUUCAAGGAGGAGAUGGAGGAUCAACUGCGAGCCACUGCUAGUGAAGUGGCUUAAGAAGCCGUUCGUUAUGUUGAAUUUCUUGAUCGUUUGUAGUUUUCCUUAUCGAUUCGUUACUUUUAAGGAACAUUGAUUGAUUUUACUAACUGAACUAGAAAUAUGAACGUUUGUGCUUGACUGUUUUAACAUAACUAGAAAUAAACGAUUUCACCUCA
Messenger RNA from Aedes aegypti (yellow fever mosquito), 2111 nucleotides. RefSeq names its product SET and MYND domain-containing protein 4. The transcript is spliced from 3 exons. Gene Ontology annotation, molecular function: protein binding. Lineage: Eukaryota; Metazoa; Arthropoda; Insecta; Diptera; Culicidae. The coding region runs from base 181 to 1953 and encodes 590 amino acids. The record is from RefSeq and is a predicted model, not a curated record.